Molecule: messenger RNA, 1462 nt
Organism: Leptidea sinapis
Lineage: Eukaryota; Metazoa; Arthropoda; Insecta; Lepidoptera; Pieridae
Exons: 2
Coding region: 127-1389 (420 amino acids)
Source: RefSeq, a predicted model, not a curated record
CAAUACAUUGCGCUGAAAAGCUUACACGCGUCCAAAGGUAAUGCAAUACGCCGCGGAAACAGAAGUGGUGGAUAUAUAACUGUGAAGCUCGUAGCUGACUGCACACUGACUUCAACGCUUGCAACCAUGAGAGUGGUAAUUAUUCUGUCUGUGGUAGCCGCUAUAGCGGCUGAGGCGCCUUACCAUCUUCCUCGACCGGCGCCGCAGUUACCGUCCUUCAACCUGCCGGCGGUGCAAGCUCCAACUCAGAUCAGACCUCAUCCACAACCUCAACAACUGCCGCAACCAACAUUCAAUCAACCACAAAAUAAUGGAUUCAACUAUCCACCACCGGUAAUACCAAACUACGUUCAAGCUGCUCCUGUGCCCCAGCAAUACAACCCACCAGCACCACAGCCCAUACAAUCUCAGCUACAUCCACAGGUACAGCCACAACCACAGCCACUACCAAUUUACUCACAUCCUCAAUCAAUCUACCCCCAACCUCAUCCAAUUUACUCGCAACCCCAACAGAACUUCCCUCAACCACAGCCAUCUUAUGGAGCACCCUUCCAACCACAACCCCAACAACAACCUAUAUUCGUUCAACCUCAGCCACAGCCUAUUUACACCCAACCUCAACCUCAGUACCAGCCGCAGCCUCAACAACUUCCUAAUCCAGGAUAUAAUUACCCGCAACCAAUUGCUCCCCAGCCGCAACCAAUUGCUCCCCAGCCGCAACCAAUUGCUCCUCAGCCGCAACCUAUUGCUCCUCACCCGCAACCAAUUAAUGCCCAGCCGCAACCAAUUGCUCCACAACCCCAGCCUAUCGCCCCACAACCCCAGACCGGUCCGUCUGGCUACUCAUACACGCAACCAGCCAUACAAUACACGGCGCAGCUGCCACUCCAAUCACAGACAUCCCACAACCAAGCAGUAUCCAGUUACCAAGCCGACUCUAAUCAAUACAACUCUAACGCCCAACAAUUUAGCAUCGCAUCCAACUAUCAAAGUGAUUUGAGCCAGUCAAAUACUCCUCAACAACAGCAAACCCAUCGCGAAGCUCUCGAUGACACCGUUGUUAGUCGUGUACAAAGUAUUAUUAAGGAUAACGAACACUCAUAUGCUAGAGAUAAGGGAUACUUAUCUUUAGUGUCAGGAGUCUCACUAGAGAACGCUCAACCCAGCAUUGAAAUAUCUUCAUUUGUGCAUAACUCUCGGGCGUCAUCCACCCAAAGUGCAAGUUCAGAUUCUUCAGCGCCUGCAGUAUCAGGACCGUCAGGUCCAUCCGCGCCAUCUACAGACUACGGGUUACCAUCUUCUGGAAGCCAAUCGACCGACUCGGGAAGUUUUGGCUUCUUGCCGCAAACAAAACCGGCUACAUCGUACGGUGUUCCAGGCAAGAAAUAGAUUAAGUUCUGAAUGAGACUCAACAUUGUAAAUAAACUUUUUUAUAAGAUGCUGUUAAAGUAUUAUAUUUAAA